UAGAAAGGAAUCGAAAACCACCAGAAAUGUCCCGAGUCCUACGCAUAGCCAUCCUAGAAUGCGAAAAGCCCCUCCCCAAAGCCCAAGCCGCCCGCGGCUCAUUCGGCGACAUCUUCCACAACUUCUUCGCCCAGGGCCUCCAGGGCCUCGGACCCGAAGCGGCGGCGGCAGAUGUGCGCCUUGACGUGAGCAAGUGGGACACCAUGGCAGGCGAUUACCCUCAGAUAGAGGAUGUCGACGUGUUUGCUCUCACGGGAAGCUACGGCACAGCCUUCUACAACGACCCAUGGAUCGUGACCCUAGUCGACUUCGUCAAGCACACUCUCGAAUCGACAGACACGAAAGUAUUCGGCAUCUGCUUCGGCCACCAAGUCAUUGGCCGCGCCCUCGGAGCCGACGUCAACCGCAACCCGCACGGCUGGGAAAUCUCCGUCGAGAAUCUUGUUCUGAACGAGCAGGGCCAGGAGUUACUCGGUGUUCCAUCACUGAACUUGCAUCAGAUGCAUCGCGAUGCCGUACUGGGCGUGCCUCCCGGCAUCACCAACCUCGGCUCCAGCAUAAAAUGUUCCGUACAGAUCCUCUACCAGCCGGGCCGGCUGCUCUCAUUUCAGGGGCAUCCGGAAUUCGACGAGCUCAUCAACGAGGAGAUUAUCCGGGCGGACAACGAGAACGGGCACGCAUUUGACGACGAAACGUUUCGGGACGCUCUCGAGCGUGUUAGCCGUCCCCAUGACGGGCCCCUCAUGGCGAGUCGCGUCAUGGAAUUCUUUCUUGGUAGCGGGAAGUGGAAGGACGUGGUAUGA
This is a messenger RNA of Trichoderma reesei QM6a, 803 nucleotides long. RefSeq lists its product as uncharacterized. NCBI's taxonomy places the organism in Eukaryota, Fungi, Ascomycota, Sordariomycetes, Hypocreales, Hypocreaceae. The record is from RefSeq and is a predicted model, not a curated record. The transcript has 3 exons. Gene Ontology annotation, cellular component: nucleus; cytosol. Bases 27 to 803 code for a protein of 258 amino acids.